CCUCGAGGGUGGCAGAACGAUGUCGCAUGUGUCCCUGGCGACUUACUCCCCUCCUGGCAGGUUGAAAUGCCGUGGUUCGCAUCAUGGCAAAAAUUUCUGUUUGAGAUAUUAGAUCAAUUGUGAGAAGCGUUUAUCUACUCUUGUUGAACCUGUACAGCAGAGCGCAGCAUGCAUUGACCAAAAGACCCCCUAUAUGUAUAGAACGCAUCAUGGCUCGUGAUCUCGAAGCAGCCAUGCCAACUCCCGGACCUUAUCCUCAGUGAGAAGCUUCUCCAUGUCUUCCGGAGUCAGGAAAUCAUGGUCUGCCACUUCAAACCCCGGCACGACAGUCUCGGUUAUGAGCAAACCUGAAGGUUCACCUCCUUCUCCAUCGCCAUCCGGUAGGAGAUAGCUCGCCUUAUAGUCGCCUCCCUCGACAACCCACUGCAACCGCUCCCCGCGGUCAAUACCCUGCCCGACAACAAACGACUCAAUCGACGCUUUUCCUCCCUCACACGCUGCCCUAUCAGCAUGAAUAACGACGUACCUCCCCCGACCGCGGUGCAGCGUGUGCACCGUGCGGCUGCGAUUGCGAUGAAAUGCCCCCCGGGGCGAGCGGGGUGUGAUCAAGUAGAAGAUUGAAGUGCUUGCCGCUCGUGUUCUAUCCUCAUCGUCGCCGUCGCCCUUUUCCGGAGGAUUGCUCUUGAUUUCGGUAUUUAUGCCGAGGAUACUGUCGUUGUGCUUGUUUAUACUAUGGACAUUUUUGCUGUCAUUAUAGUACGGGUUUGCGAUCCGGAGCGGGUUGCGAUCGGUUUUUAUGAAAUACCCACCUUCAGGAUGUGGGCUGAGGCCUAGUGUUGAGAUGAGGUGUUGCGUUGACGACGACUCGGUGGAGGGGUUGCUAGGGCAGGGUAUUGGGGUUGGGGGAUAAAUCGGUUUUAUGCUUGGGAGGGGGGUAUCAAGUGUCAUUUUCCUGCAAUAGUAUGAUAAUCUUCUACAUUGCUUGAUAAGGGCAGUCUAGUAUGUAGGUUUUUAUACAGCCUCUCAAAAGCAGACUGCGUCAGUCAUCGUCAUUGUGCCAUUGCAGUUAGAUUAUCCACUUUGACCCAUCGUUUAACUGAAUUAGGCCCCGUAGUUGCUGGGUCUGCUCGCGUGGUCAGUAGAUAGAUAUCGCAGCUUCAACUGGAGUUCUAUACACUGAAGUUCUUUUGAAGCGAAAGCAGCAGCGAAGAGAUCGAUUGACACUUGGGCUUAUUACUGGGAUGAUGAUGGCUUAGGAGCGGGAGGCCCAAGUAGAUUAAUAAAUCCAUCCACUGGGGAGGAUGCCAGGAAUCUUCCCACGCGCCUCCAAAUCCCCGCUUCUCUCCUCAGCCUCCUUCUCCUUCUUCUCCUCCCCUCUGCGAAACAGUACGUGUUGCUGUCCUCGAUUUUUGUUUCUCUUCUUGUUGCUGGAGUAGUUGUUGUUGGUGCUUUCGUUUGCAGCUUCAGAUGGUUGUCUCCACCUGUCUUAUCAGACGUUUGUGAGUGAUCAUCCUCACACCCUCCGCAUCCUCCGCACUUUCUCUCCCGCACUCUUGAAGCCGUCGCCAUUGCCUUUUGCGACGCAUGGCACGCAAAUUAAGCCAUCAGAGGGUCACCUAUGUGCUCCCUCCACCUGAUGCCCCCGGUGGUCAUCGACUAGGUGUCAAUGGCUUAGCGAUCGACUCGGCAAAUUCCACCCUGUACUCAGGCGGUCGCGAUGGAGUCAUCUGCUCGUGGGACCUCGAUCUUCCCUCCCUUACCUCGCCUAACGCUCAGAAACCCGGUCCUACGAAGUUUCGGAACCAGAUUCAAGCACACACCCAUUGGAUCAACGACAUUGUGUUAGUCCAGAACAACUCCGCCCUCGUGUCUGCUUCGUCCGAUACCACUGUGAGGCUAUGGCGACCCUCUUCCGAAUCUACAGAUGUGCCCCAGUCGAUCGGUAAACAUACGGACUACGUCAAAUGUCUUGCGUCUCCAAGCCCCCAUUCCACCUGGGUUGCGUCCGGCGGCUUGGAUCAUAAAGUAAAUCUGUGGGAUCUUAAUGGAAAGGGCCAGAUCCUCAGCAUUGAUAACUGUGGUGGAACCAAGACGACAAAGGGCUCGGUUUACGCUUUGAGUGCUGUGCCUUCUAUCGUCGCUAGUGGUGGUCCAGAGAAGCUCGUGAGAGUCUGGGACCCCAAGUCGGGAAAGGCGAUCACAAAGUUCGUGGGACACACGAAUGUGGUUCGGGAUAUCUUGAUCAACCGUGAUGGAGACACUAUCAUGACCGCCUCGUCUGACCAAACCGUCAAGAUCUGGUCUCUGACGGCUGGUAGAUGCAUGCACACCCUGACUAUGCACAACGACAGUGUCUGGUCGCUUUACUCAGACCACCCCCAGCUCUCCGUCUUCUAUUCUAGCGAUCGCUCUGGCCUGGUUGCCAAGACUGAUACGCGCAAUGUUUCUGAUAUUGAGCAGGGUAUAUGCGUGGCAGCUCUCCAGGAGCAUGAAGGUGUGGUCAAAGUCGUGGCAGCGGGCGACCAUAUUUGGACUGCAACUCCUAAGUCCAGUAUCAAUCGCUGGAGCGACAUUGAUACGACUGCCGAAAUCGAUGCUCCGAAAGAGCGUAGCGCAUCGUCAGAGUCUACCGAAACGAAAUCGGACGAUAAGUCAGCGCCAAAAGGAAGGCCUGGUAAGAUACCGUAUGAGUCGCUUCUACUACUCUCAACCACGUCUACUCUUCCUAGCUCGCGUCUACCCGAAAGCUUUGCUCGUUCUACCGCGGACGGUCUCCCCUCGUCGCCACGUCCAGACCUUGAUGAUGAUUUGGGUCUCCCAAUUCCGGCCUAUGCCCUGCCCGAAGAGACAGUUGAGGGUCAGCAUGGAUUGAUUAAACACUUCCUUCUAAAUGAUAGGAAGCGCACUCUGACUCAGGAUUCUGCUGGCGAAGUCGUCUUGUGGGAUCUACUUAAGUGCGUACCGAUCAAGUCGUUUGGUAAACGCCAUAUGGACGAUGUUGCAUCAGAGGUCAACACUGUUGAGAGCGUUGCCCACUGGUGCUCAAUCGAUAUUAGAACUGGAAGACUGUCGGUGAUCCUCGAACCCGGCCGGUGCUUCGAUGCAGAAAUUUACGCAGAUGAGGCCGACCUAGCAGACACUUCCGAGGUCCGCGAAGACCAACGCUUAAAUCUGGGGAAGUGGAUUCUACGUUGGCUCUUUGCUCCGUUGAUUGAUGAAGAGACUAAGCGUGAUGCUGAAUACCGCGCCGAGGCUAUAGCCAAAGCUGAAGAACUGGCCAAACUGCACAGCGAAACUGCGCCGGUGGAUAUUCCUGGUAAAUCGCUGACUCUUCCCAUACCCUCAGACCCCGUACACGGACAAUCCCUAGGUAGCCCUACUACACCUGGAUAUGGAAUUGGCUUUGCGACAACUCCCGGUUCUUUGACAUCGUCGGUCCUCAAUCCUGCUGUUGGUAGCCAUAACAUGGGCACGUCUCCUGGAGAGUCGUCCGAUUAUUUGAUGUCGCACCAGGGUGCCGAUAUGGCCAGAAGCUCGAUGUCUGAUAGAUCGAGCGACUACUUUUCUUCGCCCAAGACACAUGGCCCUGUGGACGCGGAUAAGCCGUUGCCGACUCCCGGAGAGCAGACUCCCACACCUACACAGACAUUCGGAGAACCUGACAAGGAAGAGCGCAAAAAGGGCGGCUCACUCUUUGGCAAGAAAUUCCGCAUGGAUUUUCCCAAGAAACUGGGCCGCACCUCGUCCGAGGUCAAGCCGCAGAUUCAGGAAGAGAAAGUAGAGGAGCCCGAACCCUCGUCGGUCAAGGAAGAGAAGGUGUUCGAGAGUAGCCUCAGUGGUCUGAUCGAGCGCACUCGUCACGAGUAUGAGGAGUUUCUCUCAACUCACCAGGGACAGGAACUUGCUUCGGCAUUAACGCCUAGCCACCCUAGCGAGACGCCUGUGUUGGAUAUCCCGCCUCGCACAGUCGUCUUUAUUCAGGAGGAGUCCGGUGAUUCGGUUGUUGCUUCGGACCUUUACAGAGGACCCAUUGAGAAUAUCAGCCAGGAUAUCGACAAACUUGAGAAGUCAGUUCCAUUGUGGUUGGCUGAUUUGCUUCUUAAGAACCAAAUGCCCUUCAAAGAACCCGUCAAGCUUGCCUUCACUCUCAAGCCGUAUGAUGACUCGCUGCCUCCCGUCGUCAAACCAGACCCAACUGGCAUCAACGGCGCAAACAACUCCCGCUUGAAUGCAAACCGGAUGCUCCGGGCUAAGAAGAUACUCGCCUAUGUCUCGGAGCGUAUCGAGGAAGCGACUGGUGAUCCCAUGCAGGAUAUGAUGAAGCCGGAGGAGUAUCUUGAGUUGUACUGUCAACACACUCUGAUACCCUCCAACAUGACCCUCGCCACCAUCCGCGCGCAUCUGUGGCGCACCGGAGGCGACAUGGUCCUCCACUACAAAUCGAACGGCAAGAAGGAGAUUCGCCUGAUCGGUUCUCAGAAAGACAGUGGCGACAACAGGCCCACUCCCGAAGCAACACCACAGCCUGAAUCCGGUAGCGCUCCUCCCCCAACCGGCGAGGAUGCAAGCGCUUCGCAUGGCAGCACCGCUUCUGGUUCGGCUUCCGUGCAUAACACUUAGGCGUUGUGACUCGAUUCAUUGCAUAAGUGCAUCUGUUUGAGUACUACUCGAUACCUGUUUCUCUUUUUCUUUUCUUUUUUUCACCCGUCUAAUGCACGUCUGAGACGUGGCUAGCACCACAAUUCGGUCUCUCGGUUAUGGCGCUGAGUUGCGAUACCUCCCCAUGUUUUGUUCUUUCCUUUUUUUUUAGCGGCGAGAACCUUCUCUGUGUCAAGAAGGUCUAAAUCUGUAGUCUAUGAUGAAUCAAUGUCAAUACUUGUUCAACGCCUAC
This is a messenger RNA of Aspergillus calidoustus, 4891 nucleotides long. The record is from the annotation of a GenBank genome assembly. NCBI's taxonomy places the organism in Eukaryota, Fungi, Ascomycota, Eurotiomycetes, Eurotiales, Aspergillaceae.